UGUUCUGGUUCCCUCCAUUGCUGCUGCUGCUGAGAAGAACCACAGCUGCUUGAGCUUCUGCUUCUUCGAGCGCAUUCACUUCCUUUGCAGCAGCAGGAAUUCGUGCGAGGAGGAGGAGCUGCUGCAAUCGAGCUGUGAGGGGGCCUCGCGAAGAUGGUGAGGCUGUCGGCGGACUUGAUCUGGAAGAGCCCCCACUUCUUCAACGCCAUCAAGGAGCGGGAGCUCGACCUCCGAGGUAACAAGAUUGCGGUGAUCGAGAACUUGGGGGCCACUGAGGACCAAUUUGACACUAUUGAUUUGUCCGACAAUGAGAUCGUUAAGCUGGAAAACUUUCCAUACCUUAAUCGGUUGGGUACUUUGCUUAUAAAUAACAAUAGAAUUACUCGCAUCAACCCCAAUAUCGGAGAGUUCUUACCGAAGUUGCACACGCUGAUUCUUACAAACAACAGAUUGGUCAACUUGGCUGAGAUUGAUCCUCUUGCAUCCCUUCCAAGGCUCCAAUAUCUUGGUUUGUUGGAUAAUAAUGUCACAAAGAAACCCAAUUAUAGGUUGUAUGUGAUUCACAAACUAAAAUCGCUUCGGGUGCUGGAUUUCAGGAAAGUAAAAAGCAAGGAGAGAUUAGAAGCAGAACAGCUAUUUUCAUCUAAAGAAGUCGAAGAGGAAGCUAAAAAGGAAUCGACAAAGACGUUUAUGCCGGGAGAGGUUCAAAAGGUUUCUGAACCCACCGAAGAACAGCAGGCUCCAAAAGUUGUUGCCCCUACACCGGAGCAAAUCAUUGCUAUAAAGGCGGCCAUAGUGAAUUCACAGACCCUUGAAGAGGUUGCCAGACUUGAAAAGGCUCUGAAGUCAGGUCAGCUUCCGGCGGAUCUGAAAAUACCGGAGGUUGUUACUGGGGCUGGAAGUGUCGAGGAAAGAGAUGAAGAAAUGACUUAUACUAAUCAAGAUGAAGCUGAUGUUGAACAGAAGAAUGUAGAGGAGCAAACAGACAAUGAACCUGCGCCCAUGGAUCAGGAAUAGGAGGUUUCAAGUGGUUGGUUUAUCGGACAGUUCUUCGUCAUCAGCCUUGGAAUGGAAAGAGCCAGCGAUCUGGGAGAGUGCUGGAUGUUGUCCAUGUAUAAUUAAUUAUGGAAGGGGCGAAUAUGUUUUCCCUUUUCAUCUGUUGGUUAGAACUGAACCCAAUUUGUACUUUAAUAUCUCUCCCAGUUUGCCAGUAGGAUGAAUCCUCCCUGUCUCUAUUAGAUAUUCACCUCUAGAGCCAUUUUCUGGUAGUUUUAAGGAAUUUUAGAUGAAUAUUUUUUUGUGCACGAUAAUUGCCUAAGCUUUUGUUUGCGGAUAAAUAUCAUUCUCAUGGAAAGGAAGAGAGCGUCUUUUGCUUGA
This is a messenger RNA of Eucalyptus grandis, 1377 nucleotides long. Its product is annotated as U2 small nuclear ribonucleoprotein A'. Gene Ontology annotation, molecular function: protein binding; U2 snRNA binding. The transcript is spliced from 8 exons. The coding region runs from base 154 to 1017 and encodes 287 amino acids. Gene Ontology annotation, biological process: mRNA splicing, via spliceosome. NCBI's taxonomy places the organism in Eukaryota, Viridiplantae, Streptophyta, Magnoliopsida, Myrtales, Myrtaceae. The record is from RefSeq and is a predicted model, not a curated record.